AUGGUAUGGUUUGUGGUGAUUCUUUUUAGGAACGCCAUCAGUAUCUAUCUAUCUCAUUCUAUUUGUAUCUAUCUCAUUCUAUUCGUAUCUAUCUAUCUGUUUAUCUCAUUUCAUUUGUAUCUAUCUCAUACUGUUAUAUAUCUCAUUCAAUUAAUAUCUAUCUCAUUCUAUUCGUAUCUAUCUAUCAAUCUAUCUCUUUCUAUUUAUAUCUAUGUAUCUCAUUCUAUUCGUAUAUAUCUCAUUCUAUUUGUAUUUAUCUAUCUAUCUCAUUCUGUUCAUAUCUAUCUAUGUAUCUAUCUAUCUCAUUCUAUUUGCAUCUAUGUACCUCAUUCUAUUUGUAUCUAUCUCAUUCUAUAUGCAUCUUUUUAUCUCAUUCUAUUCUAUCUAUCUAUCUAUCUAUCUAUCUAUCUCAUUCUAUUCAUAUCUAUCUUUCUCAUUCUAUUCAUAUCUAUCUAUCUAUCUAUCUAUCUAUCUAUCUAUCUAUCUCAUUCUGUUUGUAUCUAUCUCAUUACUGUUCAUAUAUAUCUCCUUCUAAUUGUAUCUAUCUAUGUAUCUCACUCUAUUCAUAUAUAUCUAUCUCAUUUUAUUUGUAACGAUGUGUCUCAUUCUAUUCAUAUCUAUCUCAUUCUAUUCAUAUUUAUCUAUCUUUCUAUUUGUAUGUAUCGAUCUCAUUCUAUUAGUAUCUAUCUACACCAUUCUAUUAGUAUCUAUCUAUCUAUACCAUUCUAUUUGUAUCUAUCUAUCUCAUUCUUUUAG
Messenger RNA from Acanthosepion pharaonis, 756 nucleotides. The record is from the annotation of a GenBank genome assembly. NCBI's taxonomy places the organism in Eukaryota, Metazoa, Mollusca, Cephalopoda, Sepiida, Sepiidae.